AUGGCAAUUGAAAAUAAUUGUACUGAUUUAGAUCAAACAUCAUUAUCAUCAUUAUUAUAUCAUUUAAAUUUAACAUCAUCAACUGAAUCAAAAUUAUCAUCAUCAUCAUCAUUGAAUGAUGAUACAAAUUUAUUACGAGAAUGGUUACAUAAUGAAACUAAUCAUAUAGAAUUGACAAAUACAACAACAACAACAUCAACAGAAUCAUUAUUCAAUGAUUUUAUUAAAUUUACAGAUUUAAACGAUAUCAAUGAUAAUGAAUCAUCAUCAUCAUCAUUAUUAUCAUCAUUAGGAAAAUAUUGUCCAUCAGCAUGGGAUGGUGCAUCUUGUUGGAUGCGUACAUUAGCCGGUAAUGAAGCAAUUAUACCUUGUUUUUCACAUUUUAAUGGUAUUAAAUAUGAUACAAGUCAAAAUGCAACACGAAUGUGUUUACCAAAUGGAACUUGGGCUGAACGAGCUGAUUAUGAUCAAUGUAAAGCAUUGAAUACAGCCAUACCGAUACCGAUCGAGAAUCUUCAUACAACCUAUAUAUAUUAUUUUGGAUAUGGAUUAUCAUUAUUAGCAUUAUCGAUUGCAUUAUUCAUAUUUCUUUAUUUCAAAGAUUUACGUUGUGUACGUAAUAUUAUCCAUACAAAUCUAAUGGCUACUUAUUUAUUAAUUGCAAUUUGUUGGAUAACAACUGAUCGUUUACAUGCAUAUCCAUCACCAACAUCACAAAAAGCAUCAUGCAUAACGGUUAUAUUAUUAACAUAUUUAAUGGGUACAAAUUUUUUCUGGAUGUUCGUUGAAGGCUUGUAUCUUUAUAUUUUAGUUGUAAAAACAUUUUCAAUUGAAUUUGUUAAAAUAACUAAAUAUUUAAUAAUUGGUUGGGCAUUUCCUGCAUUAAUUAUUUUAUGUUGGUUAUUAACAAAAUUUUAUUUCUCCAAUUAUGAUUCUGAAUUGGUUCAGUGUCCAUUUCAAGCUCAAGAUGAAUAUGAUAACAUCUAUAAAGUACCUAUCCUAGUAGUUUUGAUUAUAAACAUAUUUUUUCUUGGUAAAAUAAUGUGGGUAUUGAUUACAAAAUUACGUUCAUCAAAUUCAAUUGAAUCAAAACAACGUCGUAAAGCAGCAAAAGCCUUAUUAGUACUCAUUCCAUUAUUAGGUGUUGGCUAUAUGUUUGUAUUGGUCACACCAACACAUCCAACAGCCAAAUGGAUAUUUCAGUAUUCACAAGCUAUACUUGUAUCCACACAGGGAUUUACAGUUGCUGUAUUAUAUUGUUUUUGUAAUGGUGAAGUAAGAAAUUCAUUACGAAAUCAUUUUCAACGUUUCCGUUUACGUCGUACAUUACGUUAUGGAGGCGAGUAUCCUGCACAUAAAACAACAUAUUAUCGUACAACUGCAUAUUAUAAUUAUCAUCAUCAUCAUAAACAACAUAAUCAGAUUAAUCAGAAUAGAAAAUUAGUAAUCAAUAAUAAUAAUAAUAAUAAUAAUAUAAAAUCAUUUAAACAUUCAUCAGCAAAUAUUUCAGGAUCAACAAAAAUUCAUCAUAAUCAACAUAAUAAUAAUCAUCAUAAUCAUUCACAACAAAAUAUGCGAUCACGUGAUUCCUGUAUAUCAUAUACAACAACAACAUCAUUUUUAUCACCAAGUUCAACAACGAUGGCUGUUACCGGUAGUAAUGGUGGUGGUGGUUUAAAUGGUUUUGGUAAUAGUAGUGGUGGUGGUGGUCAUCUAUCAAUAGCAUCAACAACAACAACAACCGAAUUAAUUGAAUCAAAAGAAUGUUUAAAAAUGUCAUCAUCAAAUAAUGAUGAUGAUGAUGAUGUUGAUGAUUACGAUAAUGUUGUUACAAUCGAUAAUGGAAUCAAUAAAUUUGAUAAUGAUCAUUCAACAACAUCAAUAACAACAUUAAAUGAUGGCUAUCAUCCAAUAUCGACUAACGAUGAUCAUCAUGAUGAUGAUAAUAAUGAUGAUGAUAAUGAAUUUAUUUCCGAUCCAAUGAAAAUUGAAAUGCAACCACUUAACUCUCAAAUAAUUUCAUUCAAUAUUUGA
Dermatophagoides pteronyssinus (European house dust mite) is the source of this 2034-nucleotide messenger RNA. RefSeq lists its product as uncharacterized. The record is from RefSeq and is a predicted model, not a curated record. Gene Ontology annotation, molecular function: diuretic hormone receptor activity; G protein-coupled peptide receptor activity; peptide hormone binding. Gene Ontology annotation, biological process: adenylate cyclase-modulating G protein-coupled receptor signaling pathway; cell surface receptor signaling pathway. NCBI's taxonomy places the organism in Eukaryota, Metazoa, Arthropoda, Arachnida, Sarcoptiformes, Pyroglyphidae. Gene Ontology annotation, cellular component: plasma membrane.